Messenger RNA from Mercurialis annua (annual mercury), 3159 nucleotides. RefSeq names its product DExH-box ATP-dependent RNA helicase DExH18, mitochondrial. The transcript is spliced from 2 exons. The coding region runs from base 236 to 2617 and encodes 793 amino acids. Gene Ontology annotation, cellular component: mitochondrial degradosome. NCBI's taxonomy places the organism in Eukaryota, Viridiplantae, Streptophyta, Magnoliopsida, Malpighiales, Euphorbiaceae. The record is from RefSeq and is a predicted model, not a curated record. Gene Ontology annotation, biological process: RNA catabolic process; mitochondrial RNA 3'-end processing. Gene Ontology annotation, molecular function: hydrolase activity, acting on acid anhydrides; RNA helicase activity; ATP binding.
UGGGUAUCGGAUCCUUUAGUAGAAAAUAGAAAGAAAAAGAAGCAGCACCAGCCGACUCUCGGUUCAGGUUCUGUCCACUACUUUCCCUCCAUUUUUUUCUCCACCUCUCUUCUUCAUCAUCACAAUUCAAGGUAAUCUUCUUCACAUUCCAAUAAUCUUCCCCCUUGUUUUUCUCUUAUUUAAAUGCUCAAAUAAAUAAAUUCUCUCUUAUUUUAUUUCUUUAAAUUUUUCUUCAAUGGCAAGAGGCCCUGUUGCUUCUCUAUUUAGAGCCUAUGCCUCAAAACAUAAGCCUUCUAGCUCUAGAAUCUUCCUCUGCAACCAUAAUUUUCAUUCUUUAACGAAAUUUAACAACUGGGUAUUUCAAAGUUAUCAUCUUUUUGAGCUCCCAUCUCAUCAUAAUAACUCCAUAACUUCAAUUAACCCUAAUAGUGCCCCUUUUAGCUCCAUCAAUUGGAGAAGGGCAUUUUCGUCAUUUGUCCCACAUGGGGAUAAUGACGACAGUAGCAUUAAUUUGGAAUUGGAAGGUAAAAAUAGUGUAGAUUUUGUAGCAAGUGGUGAUGAAAUUCAUCAUGUAGGAGGUACUGUUUCUGAUCCUUUAGAUGUUAGAGAUGAAUCUGAUAACCAGGAUAUAAUAGACAGUAGCAACAGUGUUGUUAAGAAAAGAAAUGUGGCGUUGAUUGACCCUAUAGAAUUAUAUCAAGAGCUUCGAAACGCUGAAAACCAUGGUAAGAUCAUCCGUUCGGAUUGGGACAGUCUGCAGGAGAUUUUUGAUUGCUUUUCCAAUUCUGGAUGGGCUGCCAAUCAGGCUCUGGCAAUCUAUAUUGGCAGGUCGUUUUUCCCGACUGCUUGUAAUAAGUUCCGCAACUUUGUCUUUAAGAAAUGUUCUGCCGAGCUUGCUAUGUAUCUGGUUCAGCUUGGUCCUUCUGAUGCAGCUGUUAGGUUCCUUUUCCCUAUAUUUGUUGAAUAUUGUAUAGAGGAGUUCCCUGAUGAGAUUAAGCGGUUUAGAAGUAUGUUAGAGUCGGCUGACCUUACAAAGCCACACACAUGGUUUCCUUUUGCGCGGGCGAUGAAACGCAAAAUUGUUUAUCAUUGUGGCCCGACGAAUAGUGGUAAAACCUACAACGCACUGCAGCGAUUUAUGGAAGCAAAGAAGGGUGUUUAUUGUAGUCCACUUAGGCUUUUGGCAAUGGAAGUGUUUGACAAGGUUAAUGGCCUCGGGAUUUACUGUAGUCUUCUCACUGGACAAGAGAAGAAAGAAGUUCCAUUUUCAAACCAUGUAGCUUGUACUGUGGAAAUGGUGUCGACUGAUGAAUUAUAUGACGUGGCUGUUGUUGAUGAGAUCCAGAUGAUGGCGGAUCCUUUUAGAGGUUAUGCAUGGACUAGAGCUUUGCUUGGUUUAAAGGCUGAUGAGAUUCAUUUGUGUGGAGAUCCAAGUGUUCUGAAUAUUGUUAGAAAUAUAUGUUCAGAAACUGGGGAUGAAUUGGUUGAAAACCAUUAUGGAAGGUUCAAGCCUUUGGUCGUGGAAGCAAAAACACUGACGGGAGAGCUUAAAAAUGUACGAUCUGGGGACUGUGUGGUUGCCUUUUCAAGAAGAGAAAUUUUUGAGGUAAAAUUAGCAAUUGAGAAAAAUACCAAACAUCGCUGCUGUGUUAUUUAUGGCGCCUUACCACCUGAAACUCGUAGACAACAAGCUAAUUUAUUCAAUGAUCAAGAUAACGAAUUUGAUGUGCUGGUUGCAAGUGAUGCUGUGGGGAUGGGUUUGAAUCUUAACAUUAGAAGGGUAGUAUUUUAUAACCUUUCAAAGUAUAAUGGCGACAAAAUGGUUCCUGUUUCAGCAUCACAGGUGAAGCAGAUUGCCGGAAGAGCGGGCAGGAGAGGAAGCCGAUACCCAGAUGGUCUCACAACCACCCUAAAUUUAGAUGACCUGAAUUACUUGAUUGAGUGUUUAAAGCAGCCUUUUGAUGAUAUAAAGAAAGUGGGUCUUUUUCCUUUCUUUGAGCAGGUUGAAUUAUUUGCUGGGCAACUUUCGAAUGUUACGUUUCCCCAAAUGCUUGAAAAGUUUGGUGAAAGCUGCCGUCUUGACGGCUCAUACUACUUGUGUAGGCAUGAUCAUAUAAAGAAGGUAGCAAAUAUGCUCGAGAAGGUUCAAGGUCUAUCUCUGGAAGAUCGCUUUAAUUUCUGUUUUGCUCCAGUAAAUGUAAGGGAUCCAAAAGCAAUGUACCAUCUUCUUAGGUUUGCUUCUUCAUAUAGUAAUAAGGCCCCUGUUGCUAUAGCAAUGGGAAUGCCAAGAGGAUCUGCCCGGAAUGACGCUGAGCUACUAGAUCUUGAAACCAAACAUCAAGUUCUUUCCAUGUAUCUGUGGCUGUCUAAUCAGUUUGCAGAGGAAACUUUUCCGUAUAAGAAGAAAGCAGAGGCAAUGGCAACAGAAAUUGCUGAUUUAUUGGGUGAAUCUCUCAUUAAUGCUCGCUGGAAACCAGAACCAAAGCAAGCAGAGAAACCGAAGCCUCAGCAAAAAGGAGAUGGUUACGACAGGCCUUCAUCAAUCAUUAGAAGAUAUAAGAAGAGAACAGAAGAAAAACAGUCAUCGCAGGAGUCCUCAAAGAAAGUUGCCGUGUAAGGAGUCUUACAAGAACUUGCUCUUACACAUUUCGAUCUAUGAGGCAGGUGAGUUUUGUAAUCAUUCGAUCUCUCUUCAAUGUAUCAAAUCAAUCGAAUGCUUGUGUUAGACCAUGUAGGAAAAUAUGAAUCAGCUUUAAGGAUGUAGGAUAGUUGUAUUUAUUUGGAGGUAAAUUACAAAAGUAAUGCAACGUUUUUGCGCUUUUCAUUUAUUUGACAUUGUGAAGUAGACGAUCCUUCAUUUUUCCACCCAAUUAACAGUCAUUUGAACGAAGUAGCAUUUUAGUUUUGAGGCAAGAUAAACGAAACAGCCUUCUCUGUGAUAUCUGAAAGAAAGCUUAUUCUAUAGCAGAGCUUUGGAUGGUCAUAAGUUGAUGGACGAGAGUGAUACUGAUAAAAUUAUGUGAGGGACCAUCUGAUAGUUUGGAAAACAGAGAUUUGAUUAAGACUUGUAAGAUCACUGGUCGGAUAUAAACAUUUGUAAGAAGUUAAUACAUUAUUUUUAGUUGAUUCCUUAGUUGGCCUGCUUGGUGCCAGAAUGAA